Messenger RNA from Aspergillus caelatus, 1037 nucleotides. Its product is annotated as putative 2-deoxy-D-gluconate 3-dehydrogenase. The coding region runs from base 105 to 893 and encodes 262 amino acids. The record is from RefSeq and is a predicted model, not a curated record. Gene Ontology annotation, molecular function: oxidoreductase activity, acting on the CH-OH group of donors, NAD or NADP as acceptor. The transcript is spliced from 3 exons. Lineage: Eukaryota; Fungi; Ascomycota; Eurotiomycetes; Eurotiales; Aspergillaceae.
GGACUAUCCUGAUUCAUAACACUCGAAGAAGAGCGGGAGCUACAGUCGAAAAGCGAAUCUCAAAAUUCACAUCUUGGACUCUACUUGAUACCACAGCAAUCGCAAUGUCGGCUUCACUCUUUUCGCUAAGCGGAAAGACCGCUAUCGUUACAGGAGGAACGAGAGGAAUUGGACAGGCAAUGGCUUUUGCGCUUGCAGAGGCUGGCGCUGAUAUCGUACUGAUUCAGAGAGACGAAUCCAACACUUCCACCCGUGAUGAGAUCAUUAACCGCAUUGGCCAGAAAGCCUGGAUUCACGUAGCGGAGCUAUCUAGUCGGGAUGCAAUUAAAGGGGUCAUUCCGGCGUUAACUAGCCAAGGCCUGAAACCGGAGAUUCUGCUGAACUGUGCCGGAAUCCAGAGAAGGCAUCCGAGCGAACAAUUCCCAGAUGAGGACUGGGAUGAGGUGAUCCAAGUCAAUCUGACAUCAGUAUUUACACUAUGCCGUGAAUUCGGCGCCUAUCUGUUGGCGCGAGAUGCAUCUGAGUUCCCGACUGGUCGUCGCGGAUCUAUUAUCAAUGUUGCUUCCCUCCUGUCAUUCCAGGGUGGCAUCACUGUCCCUGCCUACGCAGCUUCCAAGGGAGGUAUUUCCCAAUUGACCAAGGCACUCUCGAACGAGUGGGUCGCCAAGGGCAUUAACGUGAACGCUAUCGCGCCCGGAUACAUCGCAACGGAUAUGAACACGGCUCUAAUUAAUGAUUCGAAUCGUAACGCAGGCAUAAUGGCUAGAAUUCCGGCAGGGAGAUGGGGCAGCCCCGACGACUUUAAGGGGGUGAUUGUGUUUUUGGCUAGUCAGGCAAGCAGCUAUGUCUCUGGAGAAGUCAUCUGCGUUGACGGAGGUUGGAUGGGACGGUAAACAAGCAUGGCAGAGAAAGCUCCGUAUAGAAUAGGAUUCACUUGUACAUAUUUUCGGAGCCCAAGUUCCGAUUUUCUUCUUAAUGACUGAUAGGCCAUGAUUUUAACGUUCGAAUCAAAAAAAGAAUACCACUCCACCGUUCCU